Messenger RNA from Galeopterus variegatus (Sunda flying lemur), 632 nucleotides. RefSeq names its product thymidine kinase 1, soluble (gene TK1). The record is from RefSeq and is a predicted model, not a curated record. Gene Ontology annotation, molecular function: ATP binding; thymidine kinase activity. The transcript is spliced from 6 exons. Gene Ontology annotation, biological process: thymidine metabolic process. The coding region runs from base 12 to 632 and encodes 206 amino acids. Lineage: Eukaryota; Metazoa; Chordata; Mammalia; Dermoptera; Cynocephalidae.
UUUUCGGGCCCAUGUUCUCAGGAAAAAGCACCGAGCUGAUGAGACGGGUCCGUCGCUUCCAGAUCGCCCAGUACAAGUGCCUGGUCAUCAAAUAUGCCAAAGACACUCGCUACAGCAACAACUUCUCCACACAUGACCGGAACACCAUGGAGGCUCUGCCUGCCUGCCAGCUCCGGGAUGUGGCCCAGGAAGCCCUGGGUGUGGCUGUCAUAGGCAUCGACGAAGGGCAGUUUUUCCCCGACAUUGUGGAGUUCUGCGAGACCAUGGCCAAUGCCGGGAAGACAGUGAUCGUGGCUGCACUGGACGGGACCUUCCAGAGAAAGGCUUUCGGAGCUGUCCUGCACCUGGUGCCCCUGGCCGAGAGCGUGGUGAAGCUGACCGCGGUGUGCAUGGAAUGCUUCCGGGAAGCCGCCUACACCAAGAGGCUGGGCACGGAGAAAGAGGUCGAGGUGAUCGGUGGAGCAGACAAGUACCACUCUGUGUGUCGCCUCUGCUACUUCAAGAAGUCCUCGGGGCAGCCCGGCGGGCUCGACAAGGAGAACUGCCCAGUGCUGGGGAAGCCGGGGGAGGCCGCUGCAUCCAGGAAGCUCUUUGCCCCUCAGCAGGUCCUGCAGUGCAACCCCGCCCACUGA